UAGGAAUCACAAGUUAACGAAACACCUUCACCAGUGAAAAUACCUGAAACAUCACCAAAUUUAAUACCACAAAACAUACCACCAGUGGAAACAGUAUCUAAUAUAGAAGUGAUACCAACAAUUUCACCAAUACCACAAAGGUGUCAAAUAAAACCAGUAAUGGACGAAUCUAAUAUGUCUCUCUGUUCAUCCCAAGAGUCAAUAUGCAGCGUGAAGACUUACGAAAAGGACGAUAGCCAUUUGAGACCGUCCUCACAAAAUUCAAACUAUAGUUUCAACGAUGUGAUCAGUGCGAGCUAAAGUGGACUUUAUACAAAGCAAAUAGAGUCUGUUGUUGAGUGCGAGGAGAACCAUGAAACGUAUCAACAAGAUAAUUACGAAAUGUACGAACAUUUGGCUAUGGCUUACCAAAGUGACGUCGCCAGUCAGCAAGCAUCCCCGCCUUCAGUGGGGGGUGAGCAGCGCAUAGAGACUGUGGUGCGCGUGCGCAGCCGCGGGGAGAUCAAGUGCGACUGGCGACCAGGACUCGCACCACCACGAGAACACCCACCCCCCGACAGACCUUCCAGAUGGGGUUUAAAACCAGGAGAGGUGAAUAUUGUACUAACUGGUGGGAGUGAGAGCGCGCAGAUCGAAGUACCAACAUCACAACAACAGCAACAACAAAUUCAACAACAGGGAACAACUCCCCUGCCAUCGCCACAACCCGUCUACUAAAUACAGAGCCUUGCUAAUCGCACAGACACGGCUACUGGAAUAACUAAUGGAUACGACGAAGCGUACAUGGAUAUGUACGGUGCGUCAGACAGACUGCAGUACGGCGACUGCUUCUCUGAUGCGCACGCGCAGCAAGAUGCAACAAGACUCAGCACUCUCGACGCCAGGAUAGACCACGCGCUCAAGAAUACUGUACUGGGCGAGGUGGCGAAAGAAGAUUCACCUCCUGACCCUGACAAAGAUGCGCCCGAGAAAGGAAUACUCAUCGUUUCGGGUGAGGCGGCUCGCGGUGGGAAGCGAGUCAGUUUUGCUGAUGGAUACAAACCAGGACAAGACUCUGAUGUCGAGGAACCUCCCGUUAAGAAGAGACGCAAAGUGAAACGCGCGGGCUGCGCCUGGCCUUGUCCCGCCGCGCACCCUGACCACGUGCCGCUGUGGGAUGCUCUGCCUCCACCACCACCACCACCACCAGGCUCACCACCACCCAGAACCGCGCCCCCGCCACCUCUACAUCUGCUGCGUCAGCAUCCCACACACCCCACACUCACGCUACCCCCCGCAUUGCGCAAACUGGAUCCGAAUGUGACGUUACCAUUGUUUAUACCAUCAGAGCCUCCGCCAGCUCUCAUCAGGUUCCCCUAACAUCCGGCCACAUCCAUGUUGUUGCUCAAAUAUAAACUGAUACCUUGAGUACAGUUUUGUAACGGAAUUUAUAAAUAAAAUUAAAGAAAGUGCUUUGAACAUAUAAAAAGUUCGUUUAAAAGAAAGUGCAUAUUUCAAUGGUUCCAACGUAAAUAAUUAUAAUUCUUCAAAUGGAGAUUUUUAAACAAU
Messenger RNA from Papilio machaon (common yellow swallowtail), 1548 nucleotides. Its product is annotated as homeobox protein engrailed-1. Bases 784 to 1359 code for a protein of 191 amino acids. The transcript has 8 exons. The record is from RefSeq and is a predicted model, not a curated record. Lineage: Eukaryota; Metazoa; Arthropoda; Insecta; Lepidoptera; Papilionidae.